AUGGAUAAUCCGUUUGAUAUGCACGAGAAAGAGUCAUCUUCCGGUGCCUUCCUACUGCCGACGGAUGGGGAAAUUCUCGAGGGGUUUCUCUGUCCCAUCUGCAAGCGGGAUCUUCGCACACCGGAACGUCUCACGGUGCACGUCGAGCACGAACAUUCCGAGGAGCAGGACCUUUUAAAAUCGUUGAAGGAAAUUUUUAGCCUCGCUCGGCAGGGCAUACUGUCCAAGAGUAAGAAGAAACCAUCGCCGGCGGGACAGGAUGGUAGCGAGCCGUCCGUACCGCGACUCGGUUCGGAGUCGGGUGUCGGUGUCGGUAGCGCCGGUACGAUUAAUAAUCCGUUGCUGCAGCCUGGAUGUAGCCAACCGAUCGGUUGCAGCUGCGAGCAUAUGGCGUACUUCAAGGCGGUACGGAGUCCUCGGUUGGAACGGUAUGCAGCGGAAACGAACAAACUGAUCAUCCGGCUGGACAAGUUGCUGGAUGGGUUGCCAACCGAACCGGACCAGAAGAAGCGGCACGAGCAGAGCAAAGUGCCGUGGAUCGAUGGUAAGCUGGUGAAGCUGUGUCCGACCUGUGCGAAGAGCUUCGGUAUUACGCGCCGUCAGCAUCACUGCCGGGUGUGUGGUUCGGUGAUGUGUGAUGGCUGUUCCCGAUACCUAACGCUGGAAGAAGCGGGCCGGCUGGUGAACCCGACCGCCAUCAGUCCGGCGUCCGGCGUACCAUUGCAAACGGAACCGGAGGAUGCAACACCCCCGGUAAACGAAUCGUCCCACUUCCGGGUGUGCGAGCACUGUAUGCGGUUGCUGCUGAUCCGGAUGGAAACGCAGGACUGGAAGCGCGAGCGGCCGUUGGUAAGGCAGUAUUACGAAGCGCUGCGCAAGGAACGUACCGACAUUGAACCCCACAUCGGGAUGUAUCGGAAGAUUUUGGCGAGUUUGUACGAGGGUGACGUAAUUUACCGUCUGUCGGAUGCGUCCACGUUGCGGGAAAAAAUUGGCCGAUCGGCGGAAAAGCUAGACAAUGUUAGCAAGAGCUUGCAGACGCUCCGGUCGGCAGUCGGUAGCCGGGAGGAUGCGCUCAAGAAAGCUAUCCGGCUUGGAACCAUCUCGUACAUCAAGGAGCGGAUGCUAUCGAUCCCACCAUUACCGGUUGAGGAGGAAAUCAAAAAGAUACAGCUCCGCAAACGGCAAGAAACGGAACGGCGGAUCGAGCGUGAGCGACAGCUAGCGCUGGAAGCAUUCGAACGCCUGGAGCUCCAGUCCGCCGGUGGAAGCAUCGAUAGCAGCUUGAAUGACCGACCGAACGGAAGUUCCUCUAGCUCCAGUACCGCAUCGACGGCGGAAAUGACAAACGGCCGGUACGGUGCGGCUGUUUCGACGAUGGACAACUGGACCGGUACGCAAACCGGUCCUACGGCCAACAUCACAUCCGAUCCGCUCAUCGAUCAGAUUAAUAUCGUCAAGGGUUACAUACGACAGGCGAGGGCAGCACUUCGCUUCGAGGAAGUCGCCACACUCGAGCGUAAUUUAAGUGAGCUCACGCAAGAGUUCUACUAUCGCCAGCGGUUGGAACCAGCCGAUGAGACCACCAAACAACCGGAGACGCAGUAA
Anopheles maculipalpis is the source of this 1608-nucleotide messenger RNA. RefSeq names its product rabenosyn-5 (gene Rbsn-5). Gene Ontology annotation, molecular function: metal ion binding. The record is from RefSeq and is a predicted model, not a curated record. The transcript has a single exon. NCBI's taxonomy places the organism in Eukaryota, Metazoa, Arthropoda, Insecta, Diptera, Culicidae. Bases 1 to 1608 code for a protein of 535 amino acids.